This is a messenger RNA of Rhopilema esculentum, 2282 nucleotides long. RefSeq lists its product as uncharacterized. NCBI's taxonomy places the organism in Eukaryota, Metazoa, Cnidaria, Scyphozoa, Rhizostomeae, Rhizostomatidae. The record is from RefSeq and is a predicted model, not a curated record.
CUCCCAUGCUCACGAAUGACGUCACAGUAGUCCGUCGACACCACAAGGAAAGGGAUUGAGUUUGGCUAGAGCCGUAAUUACAGCAAUUUUGCGUUAAAUUACCGAAACAGCCACAUGAAAGUUCUUCGAUUACAGAUUUUGAUAGACAUGGCGUGACAUAUUGCAUGUGUAUUUGGUUCAAGUGCUUUGUUCAGUAUCAACAAGAAUUGUUUCAGUGUGCGGUUAUGGAAAAGUUCUUGCUUAGGCCGACUAGGCUAAGACUUGCAGCUCGAUCUCAUGUUGUAUGAAGUGUUUUCUCCACUGCCAGAGUUGUUCGAAGAAUUUCCUGAACUUGCGAUACCUGCUUGAACGCCUGCAAGUAGAUUUUGCUCUGGACUGACUAUUCUUCGUUUUAUUUAGCAAUGAUUUCAGCUACGCCAAAUUCCGUUCGUUGGGACCAAGUUAACAGAGUUACUUACCGAUUUCAAGCAUUAAAUUUUCAGAGCGAUGUUUUGGAAGCUUUGGUAUUGAACUCGCCUCCUUUAUCAAGGAGAAGUAGAAGAAAGCCCAUCAUCAGAGGCUCAAGAUCUGAUUACUCUGGAAACAAGGUCGAAUUUUUGAAAGCUAGGAGUCUAGAAAGACGUAGCUUGUCGUUUGACGAGGGCAUUGCAGACAACCAAAAAAGUGAUUUGAAAUUUUAUGAAAAAUCACGUGUGAGUCAUGACCGAUACGUAUCAGGCAGGGCUGUACAUAGCCAUGUUGUAUUUGAACCAAGAAGAAGAGCAGUAUUUGAAGCAAUCGACAACGUUUCACAUUGCAAGGGCACAAAGGAUAGGCAAAAGUUAGAAAAUUUCGAAAACGCUGAUUCCGUUAGCUGUUUGUCAGUCGUUAAUACUGAAACAGACGAAAAACUUGACGAGGAUCUCGAUAAGAAAUCGAAAGAGUCUCUGAUAGAAUUAAUCAAUGACCUGCGAAAUGAAAUCAGGGAAUUAAAAGGGAACGGCGAUCAAAGUAGUCCGUGCUCAGAAAAGAAGUCGGAUAGCAAGGAGACUGUGGAUGUAAAAAGCAAACCCUGCUGCCGCUGCAAUUCUUCUGGAGUUUGCCUUGAGCAGCCUGAAUCUCCAGCGAAGAAGGACCAUCUGCAGUACGACAAAGAUCUGCUUUACCCUCAUAUGCAACAACUGGAAUUCGAGAUACGCAGAACUCGGAAAAUAGCAACCAUGUUUGAAGAAGAGAUAACUGGGUUGAAGGACCGUUUCUCUAAUGUUUUGGUUAGGACAAACCACUUGACGAAAAACAAAUGCUCCGCUGUCAACCCGGUGGCUUUGGAGAGGACAGAAAAGUUAGAUGAAAUGUGCAAUGGAGUUUCCAGUGUAACAGAGGAAAGAGAUAGCCAUCUCUCUCAAAACGAAACAAAUGAUAAAUGCGAUGAAAGCUCGACAAGUAUGAUAAAGCUAGAUACGGUUUCUGUAAUAGGUUAACGCAGCUGCAUCGAAUUGAAACAAAGUUACGUUUCUAAAUAUAUGUACAUUGCUCUAGUUUUAUCAGUUUGCGGUCGUUCUGACCAUCUCUCUGCGCUGGAAAAGGACUCUUUUCUAUUCCCUGAAUUUAAAUGUUUAUGUGAGAUAGCGGGUGAAAGCGCAAAUGUAUUAUAAGAGACGGCAUUGUUGCUAUAUUUCCCUCGAAACUCAUACAAUCCAUCCCAGUAGUUGUAUACGUGUUUUAUAGAAGCAACCUGUAAAUGUUAAAUUUAUAUUUAAUUUUUCACACUUGUUCCAAUAUUUUAUCUCCCGAUCCACCGCAGAUUUGAUGCAGUCGACGAAAUUCAUUCAGAGCGAUGAAAUACACAGAUAUCAAAGACACCAUUUUGUCAAUCACGCCAUUCACAAAUACGUUGCUCCGUGCAUUACCCCGCAACUGAUCUAAAUGUAAUUUCCUACUUGGCAAUCGUAUUUCCAAAAAUUUUCCUCUACUCAUACAUUUACAUAUUCAUCGGUUUCAAAAGCUAUUGUAUUGACACUCCUUUUUGGAAAAGUUCAAACACCAGAUUUUCUCAGCAAAGUUUAUGAACAAGGAUUUUUGGCAACAGCAGAAAGUUAGUAGGUGCUUACUCUGAUGAAUGUUGCUGCAAGUGACUGCCCUAGACGAUAUUUUCGUUGAUUUUAUUUAGCUGUUGUUGCCUGUACUUAAUUUGCUGCUAAGCUCGCAAUUUGUACACUCCUCAAUUUGGUGUAUGUCGUGAACGGUGUUUUAAACAUCGCAAUGUACGUGUUAAGUAUGCAUUAAUAUAUUCAACCAAGUCA